Molecule: messenger RNA, 1122 nt
Organism: Saccharomyces paradoxus
Lineage: Eukaryota; Fungi; Ascomycota; Saccharomycetes; Saccharomycetales; Saccharomycetaceae
Gene: YIA6
Product: NAD+ transporter
Exons: 1
Coding region: 1-1122 (373 amino acids)
Biological process (GO): NAD transmembrane transport
Molecular function (GO): NAD transmembrane transporter activity
Source: RefSeq, a predicted model, not a curated record
AUGACACAGACUGAUAAUCCCGUUCCCAACUGUGGUUUGCUGCCCGAGCAGCAGUAUUGUUCUGCAGACCAUGAAGAGCCACUGUUGUUGCAUGAAGAACAACUGAUAUUUCCUGAUCAUUCCUCCCAACUGUCCUCGGCAGAUAUCAUCGAGCCAAUUAAGAUGAGCAGCAGUACGGACUCUAUUAUUGGGUCCACGCUGCGAAAGAAAUCGGUGCCGCUGUCCUCAACGCAGAUUACAGCUCUUUCCGGCGCAUUUGCUGGAUUCUUAUCGGGUGUGGCAGUAUGUCCUCUCGACGUUGCCAAAACGCGAUUGCAAGCACAAGGACUACAAACCAGGUUCGAGAACCCCUACUAUCGAGGGAUAAUGGGGACUCUGAGUACUAUAGUAAGAGACGAGGGCCCACGAGGCCUAUACAAAGGGCUGGUACCGAUCGUCCUGGGCUACUUCCCAACCUGGAUGAUAUACUUUUCCGCGUACGAAUUCAGUAAAAAAUUCUUCCAUGGCAUCUUCCCACAGUUUGAUUUCGUUGCCCAGUCAUGUGCUGCCAUCACGGCAGGAGCUGCAUCUACGACGCUGACCAACCCAAUCUGGGUCGUGAAGACAAGACUUAUGUUGCAAUCAAACCUUGGCGAGCACCCUACACAUUACAAAGGGACUUUCGAUGCAUUCAAGAAGAUAUUUUCCCAGGAAGGGUUCAAAGCAUUAUAUGCGGGGCUGGUCCCCUCACUGUUAGGGCUAUUUCAUGUGGCUAUCCAUUUCCCUAUAUACGAAGAUUUGAAGAUAAGAUUCCACUGCUAUUCUCGGGAGGACAACGCCAACUCCAUCAACUUACAACGAUUGAUCAUGGCAUCAUCUGUUUCUAAGAUGAUUGCCUCAGCGGUGACAUAUCCACACGAAAUCUUACGAACCAGAAUGCAACUGAAAUCUGAUAUACCGGAUUCCAUUCAACGACGUCUGUUCCCCCUCAUUAAGGCAACUUAUGCACAAGAGGGAAUCAAAGGAUUUUACUCUGGAUUUACUACAAACCUAGUACGAACCAUUCCAGCCUCGGCAAUCACUCUAGUAUCCUUUGAGUAUUUCAGAAACCGUCUGGAAAAUAUUAGCUCUGUAGCAUUUUAG